AUGGAGCGGUGCGGCAUCAAGGACGUGGAGGCGUCCGGUGAAGAGGACAGUUCGAUGGCGCGGUGCCCCACCAAGAGCCUGAAGGCGGCGGCGGCGAAGCAGGCGGAGGGCAAGGAAUUCCAGAAGGAGGCUGGUGCUGCUGGUGAUGAUGACACUGAUAGUGAAGACGAGGGGGAUGGGAUGACGUCCUUGGAGUACAUCAAGACCUACAAGAUGCUGCCGCCGUUCGAGACUUCGAGGUGCAAUGCCCUGAGCGCCGACCCCAACGCGACGCUGGAGGACAUCAAGUUGGCGUUCGAAGAGCAUGAGGAGGAGCAGGACAUGAGGAUGAGGUUCUGUGAGCGGGUGCGCACCGAGUACGAAGCCAAUGGCUACGUCACUGUCAGCGAUGAGUACAUCGCCAGGAGGGUUCGCAACAACGAGCUCUCCAGCAAGCUGUGGGAGGAGGCGUUUGCUGAUUUUGAUGAUGAAGUCGCUGGUUUUGACAAUGAAGUCGACGUGGAGGAGGUUGCCCACUGA
Messenger RNA from Miscanthus lutarioriparius, 519 nucleotides. NCBI's taxonomy places the organism in Eukaryota, Viridiplantae, Streptophyta, Magnoliopsida, Poales, Poaceae. The record is from the annotation of a GenBank genome assembly.